AAGCUGGGGAUCGUCACCACUUGCGGUGCGCCCAUCGACCACCGCUCCCUCCUUAAUUCCGCCUCUCAUCUCACCAAGUCACCAUCCACCCACCUGCUCGACCCGCCUCCGUCCGCCUCUCUCCAUUCAAUCACGCCAUCGCCACGCCUCCUCCGCUUCUCAGUUCUCCCUCUCUGCGCCCACAAGCGCCAAAUCAUUUUCACCGGAGGCCAUGGCCCCGCUGCCUCCGGGCCCAGAGUCUGUCUGGGACUCAACUGAACUGUAAAAUGCUCCUAAAGGAGGUUGACAAACAAAUACAAAGCUUUAUCACGAAUCGCUCCCACCCAAGGUAGCAUAAUGAGCUCUUGUUCUGGAUUCUGACGAGGGUAACUUUUAUGAUGACGAUUAUUUUACCCUCAUGAGAGGCUAGGGUUAUGGUGGUGGUGGUUGUUGGUUAUUGAGAUUCUAGGGCCUCCAAACAUGCCUAGAGAAACACCUCUUGCUGGGUGGGAAAUUUUUUUGUUACAGCCCGGAUGCAAACUAGGAUUUCUACAGCCCCUCACAAACAGGAGGGUAGGCUCGGCAUGCAGCAGCAGCAACAACAACUAGAACACUAUCCCGUAACAGCUGGUGGACUUGCACGUGGGACCUAUUCUCCAGUUUGUGAGGGGUUGCAAAGAUCCCUGUUUGCAUGUGGUCUGCAAAGAAAAUUUACUGCUGGGCAAAGUGGGUCAGCAUCUUGGCGACGGAAUCCGGUGACAGCUCAUCGGAACCUGGCAUCUUCGAUAUCAAAUGUUAUGGUGGUGGCUCGUAUUGAGGGAGCGCAAGGGGGUCAGACGAGGUCUUGUCCAUGACCAAUGGAGGUAAUGAGUGGAUGGUUGUGGAAGACUGCGCUCAUGGAAGUUCCCAGAAAACAUCACAGCCCACCAAAAUGGUCAGUCAUACUAUGGAUGCUUGUCACAGCCAACCUCUGGAUAAUGUGCAGCAGCAGUACCCAGAAGAAAGUUCUCAUGCCAGGGUUCAGCGCCUCGGAAAUGGAUUACAUUGAUAACGAUGGGAAGUUUCUUCUCUCCAAUGGCUAUGUCUUUGGCUUUGGCUUUGCCACCGUCAGCGUGUCAGACAGCACAUACUACGUUCUUGCAGUAGUCCACUUGCCCACCACUUCUAUUGUCUGGUCUGCUAAUGCUAACUCUCCAGUUUCUCAUUCAGACAACUUUGUGUUUGACAAGGAUGGCAAUGCCUACCUGCAGUCUGGAGGUUCCACGGUGUGGACUGCCAAUAUCUCCGGCAAGGGGGCCACCUCUAUGCAGCUGCUAGACUCGGGCAAUCUUGUAGUGUUUGGCAAGGACGGCUCUUCUCCUCUGUGGCAGAGUUUCAGCCAUCCAACAGACACACUUCUGUCUGGACAAAGCUUCAUCGAGGGGAUGAGUUUGUUGAGCCAUUCCAAUGCACAGAACAUGACCUAUACACUUGAGAUCAAAUCUGGGGACAUGUUGUUGUAUGCAGGCUUUCAGUUGCCCCAACCGUACUGGUCCGCUCUGCAGGAUAACAGGGUGAUCAUCGACAAGAAUGGCAACAAUAACAUAUACUCUGCAAACCUGAGUUCAGGUUCCUGGUCGUUUUAUGAUCAAUCAGGGCUUCUUCAAUCACAGCUUGUCAUUGCACAGCAGCAGGGUGAUGCUAACACCACACUGGCUGCUGUCCUCGGUAAUGAUGGUUUGAUUAACUUCUAUAUGCUCCAGAGUGUGAAUGGCAAGAGUGCUCUUCCUAUCACAGUUCCACAGGACUCGUGUGACAUGCCUGCCCACUGCAAGCCGUACUCCAUUUGCAACAGCGGGACAGGGUGCCAGUGUCCUUCAGCCCUCAGCUCCUAUGCAAACUGCGACCCUGGCGUCAUAUCACCAUGCAACUCGAAGAACAAGUUUCAGCUUGUUCAACUGGACAGUGCUGUUGGGUAUGUCGGCACUAGAUUCACACUGCCUGUGCCCAAGACAAACCUCACAGGAUGCAGGAAUGCCUGCAUGGGUAACUGCUCAUGCAUUGCUGUAUUCUUCGACCAGACUUCAGGAAAUUGCUUCCUUUUCGACCAGAUAGGAAGCUUGCAACAGAAAGAUGGAGGUAAGAGUAGCCUUGCAUCUUUCAUUAAGGUAUCAAGCAGUAAUGGCGGGUCAGGGCAAGGUGGCAGUAGUGACAAUGGUAGGCUCACCAUCGUAAUUGUUGUCAUUAUAGUUGGAACUUUGGCUGUCAUAGGGGUCCUUGUGUAUGUUGGUUUCUGCAUUUACCGGAGGAGUCACCAUACACCCUCGCAGGAUGGUGGUGGUUCGUCAGAAGAUGAUGGUUUCCUGCACACUAUAUCAGGAGCACCGACACGGUUCACUUACAGGCAGCUCCAGGAUGCGACAAACAACUUCUCAGACAAGCUUGGCCAGGGAGGGUUUGGAUCUGUGUAUCUUGGUACGCUGCCUGAUGGCAGCCGCAUCGCUGUAAAGAAGCUAGAGGGCAUGGGACAAGGGAAGAAAGAAUUCCGUUCUGAGGUGACCAUCAUUGGCAGCAUACAUCACAUCCAUCUUGUUAAACUCCGAGGCUUUUGCGCUGAAGGAGCGCACAGGCUCCUUGCAUACGAGUACAUGGCAAAGGGGUCUCUAGAUAGAUGGAUUUUCCAAAGGAACGAGGAUUCCUCCCUGCUUGACUGGGACACGAGGUUUAGCAUCGCCCUUGGAACAGCCAAGGGGUUGGCGUACCUCCACCAUGACUGUGAGUCGAAGAUCAUUCACUGUGACAUCAAGCCUGAGAAUGUUCUCCUUGACGACAACUUCCUCGCGAAGGUGUCAGACUUCGGCCUCGCCAAGCUGAUGACCAGGGAGCAGAGCCAUGUGUUCACGACGCUCAAGGGCACUCGGGGCUAUCUUGCACCCGAAUGGAUCACCAACUAUGCCAUCUCAGAGAAGUGCGACGUGUACAGCUACGGGAUGGUUCUCCUCGAGAUAAUCAGUGGGAGGAAGAGCUAUGAUCCUGUGGAAGGUUCGGAGAAGGCUCACUUCCCCUCCUACGCUUUUAAGAAGCUGGAAGAAGGUGACCUCCGCGAUAUCUCCGACUCCAAGCUAAAAUACAAGGGCCAGGAUAGCCGGAUUGAGAUGGCAAUCAAGGUCGCCUUGUGGUGCAUCCAGGAGGACUUCUAUCAGAGGCCGUCCAUGUCCAAGGUUGUCCAGAUGCUGGAAGGCGUCUGCGACGUGCCCCAGCCACCAAUGUCUUCGCAUAUUGGAUACCGGCUGUACGCGAAUGCCUUCAAAUCUAGCAGCGAAGAGGGCACGUCGUCUGGGAUGUCAGACUACAAUAGUGAUGCCUUGCUUUCUGCUGUGCGGCUCUCUGGGCCCAGGUGAUAUGGUUAUGUACAUUGCUCUGCUUUAGUUAGCAUGGCGAAUCGAUGAUGUCCAAUUUUUGGGGAAGGCCAUUCGUUUGUUCGUAGUCAUGACAUAUAUGUUGAAAGCUUGAGGUGUUUAGUUCGAAUUUUCUGAAAUGCCCUAAAUGGGGCACAAUUUCACA
Zea mays is the source of this 3522-nucleotide messenger RNA. RefSeq names its product G-type lectin S-receptor-like serine/threonine-protein kinase SD2-5. The transcript has 3 exons. The record is from RefSeq and is a predicted model, not a curated record. Bases 837 to 3359 code for a protein of 840 amino acids. Gene Ontology annotation, molecular function: ATP binding; protein serine/threonine kinase activity. NCBI's taxonomy places the organism in Eukaryota, Viridiplantae, Streptophyta, Magnoliopsida, Poales, Poaceae. Gene Ontology annotation, biological process: protein phosphorylation.